AUGGGGGUACUGCGCCUAGGGGCCCACACUAGGGAUGGGGGUACUGCACCCAGGACCUGGGGGGCCGUGCCUGAGGUGGGGGUACUGCACCCAGUGGCCUGGGGAGCCGUGCCUGAGGUGGGGGUACUGCGCCCAGGGGCCUGGGGGCUGCGCCUGGGAUGGGGCAGAGAUGCUGCCUACUGCGCCCAGGAGCCCACACUAGGGAUAGGGGUGCUGCGCCCAGGGGCCUGGGGGCCGCGCCUGGGAUGCGGGUAUCUAAAGGAGUUUAGGACAGAGCAGUGCGCCCUAUUUUUGCAGCACAAGUGCGCCCAGCACAGGCCGUUCACCUGUUUCCACUGGCAUUUCCUAAAUCAGCGCCGGCGCAGACCGCUCCGCAGGCGUGACGGCACCUUUAACUACAGCGCGGACGUGUACUGCGCCAAGUACGACGAGGCCACCGGCGUGUGCCCCGACGGCGACGAGUGCCCGUACCUGCACCGCACGACAGGGGACACGGAGCGCAAGUACCACCUCCGUUACUAUAAGACGGGGACCUGCAUCCACGAGACAGACGCCCGGGGCCACUGCGCCAAGAACGGCCUGCACUGUGCCUUUGCGCAUGGGCCGCUGGACCUGCGGCCGCCCGUGUGUGAUAUCCGGGAGCUGCAGGCCCAGGACGCCCUACAGAACGGCCAGCCCGGCGGCGGGGACAGCCUCCCGGAUCUGCAGCCCGGCGUCCUGGCCAGCCAGGCCAUGAUUGAGAAGAUCCUGGACGAGGACCCCCGUUGGCAAGACAUCAACUUUGUGCUCGGCAGCUACAAGACGGAGCAGUGCCCGAAGCCGCCACGCCUGUGCCGCCAGGGCUACGCGUGCCCACACUACCACAACAGCCGCGACAGGAGGCGGAGCCCCCGCAGGUUCCAAUACAGGUCCACACCCUGCCCCAGCGUGAAGCACGGAGACGAGUGGGGAGAGCCCUCGAGGUGCGACAGCGGCGACGGCUGCCAGUUCUGCCACUCACGCACCGAGCAGCAGUUCCACCCCGAGAUCUACAAGUCAUCAAAAUGCAACGACAUGCGCCAAACCGGCUCCUGCCCGCGGGGCCCCUUCUGCGCCUUCGCACACGUGGAAAAGAGCAUUGGAAUCUCAAACGACUGGGGCUGCCGGGACCCCAGUGCCGCCAACAGCCCUGUGGCCAGCAGCGGCCCGCCGGGAAGUGCAAAGCGGAGAGAUUCGCCCGCUGAAGGCAUCCAGAAAGCCAGCGAGCGCGGCAGCAAGCAGAACCACCUGACCGUGCUUGCCGUUGUCCGCCCCCUCGCCUCCAGCGCCAGCUCCCACACGGGCUCCGGGAGCUCCUCCCCCACGACGCUGUCUGCCCUGGAUGCCCGCGCCCUCCUGCUCGACCCCACAAGCAACACGGUUGAGUCUGUCCUCGGCUCAGCUUUAGACCUCCAUCUUAGUGACAUAAAUAUCGCGUCUCUAGAGAAGGACCUAGAAGAGCCGGAGAACGGUGAACCCGCGCUAACGAGUCAGCAGCUGCUGGGGGGCUCGGCGCCGGUCGCCAUCCCGGGCCCCCUGACCCGCUCGCCGUCCCUGCACUCGUCCUCGUCCCUGUCGACCUCCCCGCUCAGCUCGCUCUCCCAGUCCCUGUCAGGACCACUGGUCUCUUCAGCCAUGACGCCCCCCCAGCAGCCCCCACCACCCCCAAAGUCGGAGCCUGGGGGCCUGGGCCCCUCGGCCGCCUCCUACAGCUCCUUAGGCUUAAACGGCGUCCCCGGGAGCAUCUGGGACUUCGUGUCCGGUGGCUUCUCCCCCAGCCCCUCCCCCAUCCUGGCCGCCGGGCCUGCCCCCUCCUCCAGCGGGAGCCCGAGUGGUGCAGAGCUGGCGCGCGUCCGGCGGCAGCUCGACGAGGCCAAGCGCAGGAUCCGGCAGUGGGAGGAGUCCUGGCAGCAGGUGAAGCAGGCUUGUGACGCUUGGCAGCGUGAAGCCCAGGAGGCUAAGGAGCGCGCGCGGGCGGCGGACAGCGACCGGCAGCUGGCGCUGCAGCGGAAGGAGGAGGUGGAGGCGCGCUGCCGGCAGCUGCAGGAGGAGCUGGAAGGCCUGGGGCUGGCGGCGGCGCUGCCUGUGCUGCAGAGCUGCGGUGACCUGGACUCGGCGCCCCUGCCCACGCUGCACUGCCUGCAAAGCAGGCUGCGCUUGGGCCUGGAGGCUGUGGAUGGGGUCAUCGUCCAGCUGCAGGCAAAGCAGUGUGUGGCGUGCCGGGAGCGGGCCCGCGGCGCUGCCCCUCGGCCCUGCCCGCACCGCGUCCUCUGUGAGCCCUGUGCUGCCAAUGCGCCCGCCUGCCCCUACUGUAAGAGCCAGCCCGUGCAGUGGUGA
This is a messenger RNA of Orycteropus afer afer, 2355 nucleotides long. RefSeq names its product unk like zinc finger (gene UNKL). Bases 1 to 2355 code for a protein of 784 amino acids. Gene Ontology annotation, molecular function: metal ion binding. The record is from RefSeq and is a predicted model, not a curated record. The transcript has 15 exons. NCBI's taxonomy places the organism in Eukaryota, Metazoa, Chordata, Mammalia, Tubulidentata, Orycteropodidae.